Molecule: messenger RNA, 1245 nt
Organism: Daphnia pulicaria
Lineage: Eukaryota; Metazoa; Arthropoda; Branchiopoda; Diplostraca; Daphniidae
Exons: 3
Coding region: 347-1060 (237 amino acids)
Source: RefSeq, a predicted model, not a curated record
UUGCUGUCUUCUUAAUACAUUCGCCGAAGCAGAUGUUUUCUGUUUAUCUUUCAAUUAUAGCACGAAAGCAUCGACCGGUUAUCUUACUUUUAUUUCGGUUGUAUUUUUAGAUGCGAGUUGCACAAGGGCAAAUUCCAGAGUUCGGAGACUGGAGAAAAAAAAAUGUGUUUAUUUCUGUGAAUUUUCUUUUUGGCGACACGGCAAGUCGGCAAUCGACAUUCGACAGAGUAGAAAUUAAAAAAACAAUGGAAUUUGGCAACGUCGACUUUCAAGCAGACGACAGCUGAUUUAGGCGGGAGAAAAGCGAAGCCAACUUUAUUGUUUUUGUCAUCUUAUUUACAAUUUGAUGGGGGAAAUGGAAAAGUCGUUUAAUGAACUCGGGGAGGACAUUUAUUAUGCAUCGCAGGCUGAUACCGAAUUCGUGAAUGCCGAAAACGAAGAUGAUAGUUUGAAAACGUUUGAGGAACUGGCUCGCCUUGUUGAGGUGCAGCAGCGGUUGAUCGUAGAAGGCGACUUGCAAUUACGAAAAAUUGGUAGUCUCUCGGAGAACGAGGAAAUAAAAGACACUGACGAGUUGGUGGACAAGAUUCAGAAGGCCAGUGUCAAGAUUGAAGAAGGUACGCAAUUGUACAUGAUAUUCCAGCAGGGAAUAGAAACCUCCCAAUUCAGUCUUGCUCUUCAGUCAGCUGGAAAUGAUGAUCCGGCUGCAGAGCAAAUAGAAGAAGAACUACUGGAAGCGUCUAAUGAAUACCUUAACCUCAGCUUAAGCAAUCUGUUGGAAUCACAGCAGCUUGAAGGGAUAUUAAGCGAUAUAAGAGGGAUUCAAGAUGACCUCAAACAAAUUGAGCUGGAUAUAUCAGAACUCAAGACUAAUCCAAAAACUAGUGCUGGAUCCAAAUCUGAAAGACUCACAAGGUUGGAAGCCCAGUUAGAUAAAGUUUUGGGCAGAUAUAAUUUCUCCAGAUUCGUUACUCAACUCCUGCUAGUGGCUUCUGAAGAAAAUCUCAAUGACCCCAAACUAUCUGACUUGUUUAUCAAAUGUGGUAAAGCGCUAGACUAACGGAUAAGUGCAAUAGAUUUUACCAACGGAUAAAUGCAUUCCCUUUAAGAUUUUAUAUGUAAUUGCUAAGUACGCUAAAGCCUGGCAAAAACACUUAUCACUAUUUGUAUAACUUCUUUCAUGACAACAAGGUCAAUGUAAUACAAUAUUAAAUUUCUGUUUUGUCUAAUAAAAUGUUAGAAAAC